Sebastes umbrosus (honeycomb rockfish) is the source of this 1310-nucleotide messenger RNA. It is a transcript of the gene vps25, whose product is annotated as vacuolar protein sorting 25 homolog. Gene Ontology annotation, biological process: protein transport to vacuole involved in ubiquitin-dependent protein catabolic process via the multivesicular body sorting pathway. The record is from RefSeq and is a predicted model, not a curated record. The transcript has 6 exons. Gene Ontology annotation, cellular component: ESCRT II complex. Lineage: Eukaryota; Metazoa; Chordata; Actinopteri; Perciformes; Sebastidae. Gene Ontology annotation, molecular function: structural molecule activity; protein homodimerization activity. The coding region runs from base 76 to 600 and encodes 174 amino acids.
AGUUAGUCGGAACCAUUUGAGUGGUAGGACUUGUUUCCGGGAAGCUGUCAGCUGUGAGACACCGCAUCCACUAACAUGAGUUUUGAGUGGCCCUGGCAGUAUAACUUCCCACCGUUCUUCACGCUACAGCCCAAUGUUGACACCAGACAGAAACAGCUGGCGGCAUGGUGUUCCCUGGCUCUGUCCUACUGCCGCCAUCACAAGCUCUACACCCUGGACGUCAUGGAGGCUCAGGAAAGCCCCGUGUUCAACAACAAGAAGAUAGAACGAAAACUGUCAAUGGAAGCAAUUCAAGUUGUGUUUGAGGAAUUGAGGAAAAAAGGGAACCUCGAUUGGUUGGACAAAAACAAGUCUCGGUGUCUAGUCAUGUGGAGGCGACCGGAGGAGUGGGGAAAGUUAAUAUACCAGUGGGUUUCUGGAAACGGGAUGGUCAACUCUGUGUUUACACUUUAUGAGUUGUCCAAUGGAGAUGACACAGAAGGUGAAGAGUUCCACGGUUUAGAAGAGUGGAUGCUGCUGCGCUCGCUGCAGGCUUUACAGACAGACGGCAAAGCAGAGAUCAUCACCAUGGACGAUGGAAAGGGUGUCAAGUUCUUCUGAAACGGUGCUGGAAUCACACACACUCUGUCUGGGAGCCCUCGUACGAUACCUCACAGGCACAUUUUAAUAUUCAGCCAUUUAAAGGCUACACAGGUUGCACCUCAACGCCCGGCCCAGAGGAUGCUGGUCCUGCAAUUGUUGUUGCCUUCUGGUUUGUGCAAAGCCUUUUUCUUAUUGGAAGAGAACCAAUAUCAUUUCUAAGUGUUUGCAUUUGAGGUGACACCGCGUUUAAAGUAGUCGCAGGUAACAUUUGUUGCCAUUUAAACAUGCAAUGGGCCUUUCAGGGGACUAAAUACUAUCUGAAUACUCCUGGGGAAAAUCUCUCCCCACCAGCUGUAACUUUACUAUUUCUUUACUGUAAAUACGACUAGUUUUAUCCAGAUCUUUUUCCCGGUUAACAGUAUAAUUAGCUCUGGACCUUUUGCUCAGCUGUUCUAACGAGACAUCCCAAAGAAAUCCCACAAUGCAACACCAGGGGGACUUUUUUAUUUUGAGAAUAAAUGCUUGGAGAAGAGGAAGACCACAGAGACUCGGACCACCACCACCAAAUCCUGGCUCGACUCAGCUGAGUGUAAUAAUAAUAGUGGACUUCAUAUACAGAUUGCUGUCAUCCUAUUAUUGUGCAGUAGCUACUGUGACACUCCUGUUAUACUUUCUGUCUAUAUUUCUUUUUUUCAUAUCCUGUAGGAAAAUAAAUUAGAAAUUUGCUA